UUUCUCAGGAUUCUUUGUAAGUUUUAUGCACAUGGAGCAUGUCUGAAAGGGGAGCACUGUGAGUAUUCACAUGAUUGGAGUGAUCCAGCAAGUAAUGUGUGCACUUUCUUUCAGAAAGGAGCAUGCUCUUAUGGUAGCCGAUGCAGGUAUGAACAUGUUAAACUUUCUCGUCUACGGCAUUCUAUCUCAUCAUCAUCAACAAAUCCUCAUCAGCAUUCAUCUAGAAUUGCCUUGAGCGGGGAAACCACUUCAGUCCUGAGUAUUCCUGCAGAGCUUUCAGCUUUGAAUAGACCUUUCUCUCCUCCUAGCAAACCAGCUUGGAGUCAUGAUUCGGGAAACCAUAAUGUCUUCGACAAUGGGAAUGAGAGGGAAUCCACAAUUGUUAGGCCUUCUGAUCGCUCUAUUUGUUCAUUUGCUGCUGCUGGUAACUGCCCUCAUGGGGAAAAAUGUCCACACAUUCAUGGAGACUUAUGUCCCACUUGUGGAAAACAUUGCUUACAUCCAUAUAGGCCUGAUGAAAGGGAGGAGCACACCAAGACAUGUGAAACAAAGAAAAAGCACCUUGAGGCAUUGAAACACAGCCAAGAAAUUGAGUGCAGUGUGUGCCUAGAUCGUGUUCUCUCAAAGCCCACGGCUGCUGAACGCAAGUUUGGAUUGCUAUCAGAAUGUGAUCAUCCAUUCUGUAUAUCCUGCAUCAGGAAUUGGCGUAGUAGUUCCCCAUCCUCUGGCAUGGAUGUUAAUACUGCACUGAGGACCUGCCCAAUAUGUCGUAAACUUUCAUAUUUUGUCAUUCCAAGUGUCAUUUGGUAUUCCACAAAAGAAGAAAAGCAGGAGAUUAUUGACAGCUACAAAGCAAAGCUUAGGUACCAUAAUAAUCCUACAGAUUUCUGUGUUUGUAGUUAA
This is a messenger RNA of Nelumbo nucifera (sacred lotus), 903 nucleotides long. NCBI's taxonomy places the organism in Eukaryota, Viridiplantae, Streptophyta, Magnoliopsida, Proteales, Nelumbonaceae. The record is from RefSeq and is a predicted model, not a curated record.